GAGAAAAACGGGUCAACCUGAAACCCGAAUUGUGGGAAUCACACGCCUUUCAUUUCAUUUCAGUGCAAACUCGAAAUCUGUCGCCACUCUUUCUCAGCUCCAACAAAGAAGCUAAGAGAUCUCACCGUACUGGAAAAAUGGGAUUAGGGUUGUUAGCUUCAAGAACCCUUAAGACCUCCAGGGUUCUCUCUUCUCAGUACUCUCGAUUCCGACCCAUCGUCACCAAACCUGGCCUCCAAUCCCCCGAUGCAUCAGCUGCCGCACCAGCAACGCAGCCGGAGCCCACUCCGCCUCCGCCUAAGAAACCUGUGGGCGGUGCCCGGGUCCACUUCACCAACCCAGAUGAUGCUCUCGAGGUGUUCGUUGAUGGAUACCCUGUGAAAAUCCCUAAGGGCAUGACUGUUCUUCAGGCCUGCGAGAUCGCUGGAGUUGACAUUCCUAGGUUUUGUUAUCAUAGCCGACUUUCGAUCGCGGGAAACUGCCGUAUGUGCCUUGUUGAGGUUGAAAAAUCCCCCAAGCCCGUCGCCUCUUGCGCCAUGCCUGCCCUUCCUGGAAUGAAGAUUAAGACAGAUACGCCAUUGGCAAAGAAGGCACGGGAAGGAGUGAUGGAGUUUUUGCUGAUGAACCAUCCACUGGAUUGUCCAAUUUGUGAUCAGGGUGGAGAAUGUGAUCUCCAGGAUCAGUCUAUGGCAUUUGGAUCUGAUCGUGGCCGUUUUACUGAAAUGAAGAGAUCUGUUGUUGACAAGAAUCUUGGUCCUUUGGUGAAGACUGUCAUGACUCGGUGCAUUCAGUGUACUAGGUGUGUCAGGUUUGCAACAGAAGUUGCUGGGGUUCAGGAUCUUGGCAUGUUGGGUCGUGGUAGUGGAGAAGAAAUUGGGACUUACGUUGAAAAGCUUAUGACAAGUGAGCUUUCUGGAAAUGUAAUUGAUAUUUGCCCUGUUGGAGCUCUUACCUCUAAACCCUUUGCAUUUAAGGCCCGAAACUGGGAGUUGAAAGGAACAGAGACCAUUGAUGUGACCGAUGCAGUUGGAUCCAACAUUCGAAUUGAUAGCAGAGGUCCGGAGGUUAUGCGUAUCCUUCCGCGUUUAAAUGAGGAUAUAAAUGAAGAAUGGAUAUCAGAUAAGACUCGUUUCUGUUAUGAUGGGUUGAAGAGACAGAGGCUAAAUGACCCCAUGAUUCGUGAUGCUAAUGGACGCUUUAAGGCUGUGAGCUGGCGUGAUGCAUUGGCUGUUGUUGCUGAGGUUGCCCUUCAGGUUAAACCAGAGGAAAUUGUUGGGAUUGCCGGUAAGCUUUCCGAUGCUGAAUCCAUGAUGGCACUGAAAGAUUUGUUAAACAACAUGGGAUCAAACAAUGUUUGGUGCGAAGGAACUGGCAUAAGCCCUAAUGCUGAUCUAAGAUAUAGAUAUCUCAUGAAUAGCAGUAUUGCUGGGCUUGAGAAGGCUGACAUAUUCCUUUUGGUUGGUACCCAGCCAAGGGUUGAAGCUGCUAUGGUAAAUGCUAGAAUUCGUAAAACAGUUCGAGCAUCAAAUGCUAAAGUUGCCUAUAUUGGUCCGCCAACCGAAUUCAACUAUGAUUGCCAGCAUCUUGGUACUGGCCCACAAACACUUAUAGAAAUUGCUGAGGGUCGUCAUUCUUUUUGCUCGGCCAUCUCAAAUGCCAAAAACCCAGCCAUCAUUGUUGGUGCUGGCCUGUUUGAGAGGGACGACAAAGAUGCAAUUUUUGCUGCUGUUGAAGCCAUUGCGAAGAAUGGAAAUGUCAUCAGACCUGACUGGAAUGGAUUCAAUGUUUUACUUCUCAAUGCGGCCCAGGCUGCAGCCCUCGACCUUGGACUUGUACCAGAAUCCAGCAACAGCAUUGAGUCCGCGAAAUUCUUGUAUUUAAUGGGUGCUGAUGAUGUGAACUUGGACAAAGUUCCAGCGGAUGCUUUUGUAGUGUAUCAGGGGCACCAUGGGGACCAAAGCGUCUAUCGUGCCAAUGUAAUUCUUCCUUCAGCAGCAUUCAGUGAGAAGGAGGGUACAUAUGAAAAUACAGAAGGGUGCUCUCAGCAAACAUUGCCUGCAGUCCCUACAGUGGGUGAUGCUAGGGAUGAUUGGAAGAUUAUUCGAGCACUCUCUGAGGUUGCAGGAAUUCGUUUACAUUAUGAUACGUUAGGAGCCAUACGAUCCAGGAUGAGGACUGUGGCACCAAACCUACUCAACACAGAUGAGAUAGAGCCAGCUGCUUUUGGACCUUCAUUGAGUCCGGACUGUAGUCAGAAGAUAAGCUCGACACCGUUCAAGGCUGCUGUUGAGAAUUUCUACAUGACUGAUUCGAUUACCAGGGCAUCAAAGAUAAUGGCACAAUGCAGCGCUAUGCUACUAAAGAAGUGAGUGAUAGGAUUCAGGUAUUAAUAAACAUUUGAGGUUCACUUGUUUUUUUGGUUCAUUUCUGUCAUGCCUUAAGCAGUGUACUGGCUUAACUUCUUGAACAGUGACAGUAUGUGAAUAAAGGAAACUAAGGUCCUUGGCGUUUUGCUUUAAA
This is a messenger RNA of Gossypium raimondii (Peruvian cotton), 2520 nucleotides long. RefSeq names its product NADH dehydrogenase [ubiquinone] iron-sulfur protein 1, mitochondrial. Gene Ontology annotation, cellular component: membrane. Bases 138 to 2369 code for a protein of 743 amino acids. The transcript is spliced from 5 exons. Lineage: Eukaryota; Viridiplantae; Streptophyta; Magnoliopsida; Malvales; Malvaceae. The record is from RefSeq and is a predicted model, not a curated record. Gene Ontology annotation, biological process: ATP synthesis coupled electron transport. Gene Ontology annotation, molecular function: iron-sulfur cluster binding; NADH dehydrogenase (ubiquinone) activity.